Porites evermanni is the source of this 1743-nucleotide messenger RNA. NCBI's taxonomy places the organism in Eukaryota, Metazoa, Cnidaria, Anthozoa, Scleractinia, Poritidae. The record is from the annotation of a GenBank genome assembly.
GUUGGUUUGCCUCGUGCUUUGCGCGGAGUUACAUUUUCAACAUAUGCAGGAGAAAAGGUAACGGCCAACUAUGUAGUACACUAAUAAAGAAAACAAUUAGUUCUCUUUAUUGGAACGUUAGAGGCCGACUAGCAAAUUCAAUAUCAGAAUGAAGGACCCGUAUCAGUGGAGGUUUUUCCUUUCUGUAGCUUGGCAUUGUUGGCCGAACGGGAUCUGGCAAGUCUAGUCUCUUCCAAGUACUGUUUCGCAUGGUCAACAGAUUCGAAGGAGCUGUACUUCUAGACGGUAUCAGUUUGGCUUCUGUACCAUUGAACAUUCUACGGUUGGUAUUUCUGUGCCUGCCUAGUUUGAUGUGCUGCCUGUUUCUUCACUGUAACUACUUCCGACUGUAAUGCAAGGUUAAAUAUCGACAAGGCGUUCCCCUUUAUCCCGUAUUAAACUUAAUCUUGUACGCUGCAAUCGUGUGGUACCCGACACCAACGAACCCUGUAUGUAUAGUUGGUUUCAAUUCUGGUGUCCUUGCACAGAAAACGGAUUUCAGCACUUUCAUGAUGGCCUUAGUAGCUGGCCAUUUUCUUGGAUGGCGAUGAAGAUAAAUUUACGGUAAUUUCUCUCCCGGCUUCACCGCGAAUUUCUCUUGGCAAACGAAACCACGCAACAGCUGCGCACGCUAUGGUCCUGGUAGUGUUGCUCCGCAGAAUGCCGUUUGUUUUAUUGUACCAGGUCGAUGAUGAUGAUGUUGUUCAUAUGUCUUAAUCUAAAUGUUUUUCAAUUAAUUUCUCUGAUCUUGACAGGCAUACAUAAGUUCUGUGUCUUCUGUUUUUUCGUAGAUCGCGGUUGGCUAUUAUUCCUCAGGAUGCUUUUUUGUUUAGCGGUGGAGUGCGAAAUAAUCUUGACCCGUGGGGGAAGGUAAACUUUCACUGGAAAAAGAUUUGUGAUUGCGGUAGCGUAUUCUAUACUAUUUGUGCAUGCAAAAUUUGCCUGGGAACUUCCGAUCAAAAGAAUCAUGAAUAGUUAAACGUUCUAAUAGAUUUGGGAUCAAAGAUUAACACAUGAAGGUUUCUAUGUAUUUGCACUCUCAGUCUGUCCGCCUGCGCAGAAAUCAGCGAGAGUUUGGAAACUGUUGAAGUGCUUUAAACAAAGUAGGGAGAGAAAAGGAAAUGAACUAUAAUACUAUGACACUCAAGUAGGUUUGUGUUUAGUCCGUUCUUUUGCUUUGCUUUUCACAGCAUUCUGACUCGCAGUUAUGGACAGUUUUCGAUCGUUGUCACCUGGAACACGCUGUAAGACAACUCGCUAUGUUUACAACAUAGGGUUUUUGUUGACUUGUUUGUAAUCACGCAGUCUUCUGUGUAGGAGCCUGACAGAUUAGGUAAUUUGUGAGGGAAUCUUCCAUUAGCUAAUGAUGACAAAGGAGAUUGUUAUAUGUUUCGAGAGUACUGUGUUUUUAUAUUUUUUUUAGACAACUGUCUCGUUGUAUGUUUUUAGACAAUUGUUCGUGAGCUGCUCGUUAAUCGUCCAAAAUGCCAAGAAAAAAAUUGUACAAGACUUAGAGCGUGGCCUUUCCAAUAGGCUUUAAAGCGUUAUACGAAAACUGAGGAUCAGCUGAAUUUCAGUUCUUCACUGCUCUAUAUCUCUCCAGGGGGCCUGGACGCUGAUGUCGGUGAACGUGGCCGUAAUUUUUCAGUUGGUCAGCGGCAGCUCAUCUGUUUAGCCAGAGCACUUUUGACGCGAUCGAAGGUA